UACCCGGCCUCCGCAAUGUGCUGAGGAGGAGCAGCUCCAACUCCUGCUGCAGUCCGCAUGCACUUGUGAGGCGCUCUGCGCGGUGGCAGAACACUGUGCAAGCCUCCGCUAACUUUCUGAGCCACGACCAAGAACACAGAGUGUAGAUUAUAAAGACGAGAGAGACGUAGGCUGGAAAUACACCCCGCUGCUGCUGCUGGAGGAAACCCAACACCCCGAGUCUGAGCCCUGAGAUCCUGCUGCUGCUGCUGCUGCUGUGGAGCGGAGAACCUCGCUGUAGUUUCAAAGGAUGGCAAGAUCCAAAAGGAGAUGAAAGGAGGGGAGCGGGAGGGUUCUGUGGUUCUCUGAACACUUAACCCGGAGCUGACAAUGAAGAUGAGCGUGGAAUGCAGAUGGAUCGGUCAAGACAAGUUCCCAAUAUAGAGCCGCCCGUCUGGAGUUACACCUGAGUGUGUCUGUGUCAGAUGGAUUAUGUGCUGUUUUUUGUGAGCUGCUGACAUGAAUUCAAAGGCCAGUGAGAUGUAGAAGCGCUUGCCUCCAGGAGAAACCUGAAACUCGGAUGAGCGCUGGCAGACGGUUGGAGUGAGCGAGGUCAGACCAUGGACUUGUUAUGGUGCGGCACCGGAGCGACUGUGUGCUUUUAACCCACCCGUAGCGCCCUCGACCCCCACCCCAUGUCACAUCUUGCCCUGAAUUAUGGAAAUGUUGUGGAGGACACUGACUUGGACACUGAGCCUGGUGGUGAUGGCUGCGUCUGAAUUUCAAAGCUCCAGCAGACUUUCGCACGACUCUCAAGAGGAGUUCCUGUCCUACCUGCAGCACUACCAGCUGACUGUCCCGGUGCAGGUGGAUGAGAACGGGGAGUUCCUGAGCUACACUGCGAAGCACCACCGGCCGGGUCGACGGCGCCGGGGCGCGGUGGACCCGGUAUCGGACCCAGACCCACCGGAGACCCGAGUGUUCUACAGACUGUCAGCCUACGGGAAGCACUUUCAUCUGAACCUGACGCCCACCCCCCACCUGGUGUCCAGGCACUUCACGGUGGAGUACUGGGGGAAGGAGGGUGUGGAGUGGCGCCACACCAUGGUCCACAACUGCCACUACGUGGGGUUCCUGCAAAAUCAGCAAAGCACGACCAGAGUGGCGCUCAGCAACUGCAAGGGCCUGCACGGUGUCAUAACCACGGAGGAGGAGCAGUAUCUCAUCGAGCCGCUGAAGAACGCGACCUCCGCCACCUCCGACGGACGGAACCUGGAGGAAGCACAGCAACAUGUUAUUUAUAAAAUGUCCGCCAUUCCCUCGCCGCCGGAGCAGAGCCAGGAGUUCAGCUGUGGCAUUUCAGACCUCAUUAAAAGCAGCACACCUUGCCGGCACAGCCCGACCCCCCCCGCCCCCCCCGACGAGAGCGCCCGCCGCCGCCGCCGCCGCAAGCGCUCCGUCAGCGCCGAGCGCUUCGUGGAGACGCUGGUGGUGGCCGAUAAAAUGAUGGUCGGGUACCACGGACGCAAAGACAUCGAGCACUACAUCCUGUCUGUCAUGAACAUUGUUGCCAAACUUUACCGUGAUGCCAGUCUAGGAAAUGUUGUGAACAUUAUUGUGACGCGACUGAUUGUUCUCACUGAGGACCAGCCCAACCUGGAGAUCAACCACCACGCUGACAAGUCUCUGGACAGUUUCUGUAAGUGGCAGAAGUCCAUCCUGUCUCACCACGGCGACGGCAACAGCAUUCCUGAGAACGGGAUGGCUCACCAUGACAACGCCGUCCUCAUCACCCGAUAUGACAUCUGCACGUACAAGAACAAACCCUGUGGCACCUUAGGCUUGGCCUCGGUGGCUGGAAUGUGCGAGCCCGAGAGGAGCUGCAGCAUCAACGAAGACAUCGGCCUCGGUUCUGCUUUCACCAUCGCACACGAGAUCGGUCACAACUUCGGCAUGAACCACGAUGGGAUCGGUAACUCCUGCGGGACCAAAGGCCACGAGACGGCCAAGCUGAUGGCCGCUCACAUAACAGCCAACACCAACCCCUUCUCCUGGUCCGCCUGCAGUAAAGACUACAUCACCAGCUUUCUGGACUCAGGUCGGGGGACGUGUCUGGACAAUGAACCUCUGAAGCGAGACUUCCUGUACCCAACAGUGGCCCCGGGGCAGGUGUACGAUGCGGACGAGCAGUGUCGCUUCCAGUACGGUUCCUCCUCCCGCCAGUGCAAGUACGGGGAAGUGUGUAGAGAGCUCUGGUGCCUUAGCAAAAGCAACCGCUGUGUAACUAACAGUAUACCGGCUGCGGAGGGGACUCUGUGCCAGACGGGCAGCAUUGAGAAAGGGUGGUGCUACCAGGGGGAAUGCGUUGCGUUCGGCACCUGGCCUCAGAGUGAGGACGGAGGCUGGGGGCCCUGGUCCAUGUGGGGGGAGUGCAGCAGGACCUGUGGGGGAGGUGUGUCCUCCUCCAUGAGGCACUGUGACAGCCCAGCGCCGUCUGGAGGGGGCAGGUACUGCCUUGGAGAGAGGAAACGCUACAGAUCCUGUAACACCGAUGCCUGCCCUGCGGGUUCUCGCGAUUUUCGAGAGAAGCAGUGUGCCGACUUUGAUAACAUGCCUUUCCGUGGAAAGUACUAUAACUGGAAGCCUUACACUGGCGGUGGUGUUAAGCCCUGUGCUCUGAACUGCUUGGCAGAGGGUUAUAACUUCUACACAGAGCGCUCUCCUGCAGUCAUAGAUGGCACCCGGUGCCAGGCCGACUCUCUGGACAUCUGCAUCAAUGGAGAGUGUAAGCAUGUGGGCUGUGACAACAUCUUGGGGUCUGAUGCUAAAGAAGAUCGAUGUCGUGUGUGUGGAGGGGACGGCAGCACCUGUGAGGCCAUGGAGGGACUAUUCAACGAGUCACUACCCAGAGGAGGCUACAUGGAAGUGGUUCAUAUCCCAAAAGGCUCGGUUCACAUCGAGAUUAAAGAGACUGCCGUGUCCAAAAAUUAUAUUGCUCUAAAAUCAGAAUCUGAUGAUUAUUACAUCAAUGGAGCGUGGACCAUCGAUUGGCCAAGGAAGUUUGACAUUGCGGGGACAGCUUUCUACUACAAGAGACCCACUGACGAACCCGAGUCUUUAGAGGCACUGGGAGCUACCCAGGAAACCCUGGUUGUCAUGGUCCUGCUUCAGGAGCAGAACCUAGGAAUAAACUACAAGUUCAACGUGCCCAUACAGCGCUCAGGAAGUGGCGACAAUGAAGUGGGCUUCUCCUGGCACCACCUGCCCUGGUCUGAAUGCUCGGCUACCUGCGCUGGAGGAUCCCAAAAACAGGAGGUGGUGUGUAAAAGGCUGGACGACAACUCUGUGGUCCAGAACAGCUACUGUGACCAGGACAGCAAACCUCCAGAAAAUCAGAGAGACUGCAACACUGAGCCGUGUCCUCCAGAGUGGUUCAUUGGCGAGUGGUCGGAAUGCGGGAAGACAUGUGAUGGUGGGAUGAGGACAAGAACAGUCCUGUGUAUCAGAAAGAUUGGUCCUGCUGAGGAGGAGACACUGGAGGACAUCCACUGUCUGACACACCGGCCUAUUGAGCAAGAGUCCUGCAACAACCAAUCGUGCCCACCGAAGUGGGUCACUCUGGACUGGUCUGAGUGCACGCCUAAAUGCGGCCCCGGCUUCAAGCACCGCAUUGCCUUGUGUAAGAGCAACGACCUGACCAAGACCUUCCCGUCCGCCCACUGCCCGAGCCACAACAAACCUCCGGUCCGAAUCCGCUGCAGUUUGGGCCGCUGUCCUCCUCCUCGCUGGAUGCCCGGAGAAUGGGGACAGUGCUCGGCUCAGUGCGGCCUGGGCCAGCAGAUGAGGACGGUUCAGUGCCUGUCCUACACCGGGCAGCUGUCCAACGAGUGUGCAGAGUCCCUCCGACCCGCCUCCAUGCAGCAGUGUGAGAGCAAGUGUGACGCCACCCCCGUAUCAAACAGCGACGAAUGCAAGGACGUAAACAAAGUGGCGUACUGCCCGCUGGUGCUGAAGUUCAAGUUCUGCAGCCGAGCUUACUUCAGACAAAUGUGCUGCAAGACGUGUCAGGGGCACUGACCUCUGAGAGGAAGAGCGGAAACAAGGCAAUAGAAAAGAAAUGGAGGGAGGCUGAUAUGGCACUGAAAGGGCAUAACAGAAGAAAACAAGGAGGAGCGGGGGAAGAAAAACAAACUCUGGACCAGUGAAAGACGGACGAAGUGAACUGCUGGCAAGAGAUGUAGUGAAGUAAGGAGCUCCCCGUUCAUGGCAUCUGAUCCUCCUGCCCUCCAUCAUGGUGGAAUUCAAACCACUGCUCAGCUCCUGACGCUGACACUAAGUUUUUUUUUUUUUUUUUUUAAUUCUCACUUCUGUGAAGUGCAGCUUGGAAGGUGAUUUGUCGAUGAUGUUAUUUUUAUUACAAUAAUAAUUGUUUUAUGAAUCCAAAGUGCUGGACACAACGCUCACAGAUGAUGUGGCCCGGAGACGGACAGACGGACGGAGGAGGGGGCUCCUCGCCGGAGGACGGGGGUGGGAUUUUAAAGCGGCACAACCAUCAUGGUGCAAUUGGCAGACAGACUUUGGCUUGGGUGCACUUUAUGGUGUAAUUACUUUUGCCAAUUUGCUGCUCAGACCGAGAAACCCCAUCACUGUACUGUAUAUUUAUUGUACAAUUCCAAACAGAGCUGAGAUAUUGUCAUGUUUUUGUCAGACAGUAGCCGACUGGUAUGACAGGGAAUGUAAUGCCAUUGAUUUUCAGUGUCUCUGAGCUGGAAUGAAAAUAUUACAUACUGUAACAUAAGUUAAAUCCUUAUAUACUGUAAGGAUGUGUAAACCAUAUACCAGUUUAAUCCAGGACCUUAAGUAGCAUAAGGAGGAUUUUUUUCAUGUUUUCUUUCCCUUAGUUCCAGACUUGUCAUUUAAAGUUAACCCUUUGUCAGUCAUUAGUCUAAAGUAUUAAUAUAUUGUCACAUGAAACACAAUUGUUAAACUGGCCCUUACACGAGGAGACGUCCCUGUGGGAGAUUCCAGUUCUCUAUUGAAGGAUAAACUUUGAAGGAGCAUAUUCUACAAAACAAUAGAACAGUUUGACAUUUGUACUUAUUGUCCUGUUAUUGGCCAAAUGUGCUUAUUGACCUGCCGAGAAGUCAGGGAAACAAUACCACUUUGACUGUAGUUUCUCUUCGGUAUAAACCAAGAAGAUGAACCAAGUCUUUGGAUAAGCUAGUACUAUCCUGGCUCUGGCUUCUCUGCAUGGAAGGCUACUUCCCAAAAUGUCAAACUCACCCUUUAAGAGAGGCGCCUAAACACACACAUCACGUUCAUUGUGGUUUUGUUGCCAGACCACGUAUCCUGACUACACACACCCACAUCAAGGUUCCCCCGUUGUCCUCUUUCCCUUCCUCUCAUCAUCUUCGUCUCUCAGCGUAAAGACAAAAGCAGCCAACUCAAAGGCCUUGUCCCUGCUUUAAUAGUUUUUUUUAUCCAUGGAGUACUGUGUUUACCUCUUCUUUUCCUCCUGCUCUGCUUCAAGGGUUACAGCCUUCCCAGGCUUCUGGUGCUAUCAAGUGGGUGCUUCUAUUCAACCCUCUCCAGUGUGCUUAAAAAACGAGACUGGAUCCAAACAAUAUGAAAUACUAUCCUUGUCGAUCUCUCUGUUGGUAAAUGCUGGUCAUGUUAUUGUUACGUUUGUAUCGGUUUAUACCUCACACUGGGAAGUUUCAUUGUUAACCGCGUAUUGUUCGUCGUGCUGCCAACAACGCGGACCCUUACCAGUGAAGUGAACCCUUCGGCCGGGCGACAUUUCUGCUGGUUUAGAGGUUGUGAAAGGGAACAUCUGUCACACGUCUCCAUCACGGACUUGUCAAAGAGGUACAGGAGGAGUCUACAGAACCGGAGAGACAGUGUAGGAGUGCAAGGAACUCAUGGAAACUGUUGACAACUAAUGUUUAAUUUUGCUGCUGCUACUUUUUGUGUAGCCACCUUCAGUGAGACCACGUUGAGGAGAAUGGAUCAGUUACCAAACUCAGUUGGGUUGGGACAGUGGACAAGCAGCAUUUCAGACUGCUUCGGACUAACUCAUCGAAUGGCUUUGGGACAUGGGGACGUGAAAUCAAUCAAAAUGGUACUCAUUGCUGUGAACUUGUUGUUUGAAUGUCACAUUGAUUAUUCCUGUACCUAAAGUGCAAAAACAAAUGAAAAAGCAUCAUGUCAUUAGUUGCGUAUAUUUUAUAUUCAGUAUUAAUGUUGGUACACUGUUACUAAUUUUUUUUUUCAAAUGUAAAUUAUAUGCUAAUUUAUUGUGUUGUCUCACUUGUACAUUCAAUUUCACUGCAUGCAUCUGAAAGUUAACACAAAGUGAAAAAAUGCAGUGAUACAGCCCUUCACCAACCUUUUUUAAAAAGUAGAUAAAAUAAAAAAAAGGAACAGCUUUUAAGAGGAUUCAGUCUUAGUAAAUGAAUUUGCUUUGCUGUCACAGUGAACAUUUUUGCAGGGCGGUAUUCCGCACCAUUCAAUCAUUCUUAGGAUCUUGCGCACUUUUGAAUUUCGAAUACCUUCAACACACAACGUGAAGCCACCAACCUCCAACGUGCCAGUACCAUCAUGGGAGAUGCAAAGGUGAAAUACAUUUCCACCUGUCUCUGUUCUGCUGGCACAGUGCGAGCGUGGUUCUCCUCUCCCCCUCAUCCCAGCCUCAAGUGUCUGGAUUCACUCUAAGGUAGCUGUGAGGCUUCCACUCUCCUUUGUAAUUAAUUCCAAAUAAACAGUAACUAGCCCACUUGGCUGGGAAACAC
Messenger RNA from Betta splendens (Siamese fighting fish), 6770 nucleotides. RefSeq names its product ADAM metallopeptidase with thrombospondin type 1 motif, 6 (gene adamts6). NCBI's taxonomy places the organism in Eukaryota, Metazoa, Chordata, Actinopteri, Anabantiformes, Osphronemidae. Gene Ontology annotation, cellular component: extracellular matrix. Gene Ontology annotation, molecular function: metalloendopeptidase activity. Gene Ontology annotation, biological process: extracellular matrix organization; proteolysis. The record is from RefSeq and is a predicted model, not a curated record. The transcript is spliced from 25 exons. Bases 697 to 4056 code for a protein of 1119 amino acids.